AAAACUUGCUCUCAUCUGAAAAGAGGACUUUGGAACACUGGGCAACAGUCCAGUUCUUCUUCUCCUUAGCCCAGUUAGCGGGUAGUUAGAAGAGAGCAUAGUAUUGAAGAGAAAACUCUGCAUUGUCAGAUAAUGGUGAAAAUCAUGGACUGGCUCAACGCAAGCAUCAGCUCAAAAUCUGUAGGUGAUCACAUCUUCACCAACAGUACUAUUGACUCGAGAAAGAUAGUACCUGCUGUAGUUCUGGGUCUGUGCUGUUUUGUGGGUUUGCCGAGCAACAUCGCAGUGAUCAUCAGCAUUGCUCGUGAGUUGAACAGAAAUUUGAGCUUCACCUUAAAGUUAAUGGUAAACCUUGCCGUCUCUGAUGCCUUGACCCUCAGUUUGGCUCCUUUCGGAAUGUAUGGAAUACUCUUUGGGUGGACUCUGGGCAUUUGGUCUUGCAGGAUCCUGUUUUACUUGGGUUAUAACAGCAUGUAUGUCAGUGUUUUUACAGUCACUGCAAUGAGUGUACAUCGCUACAACAAUGUCAUCAAGUCAAAGAUCACUAACAGGAUAAUACUGCAAAGACUGGAAGAGAGCCGCAGGUGGUUAAAGUUGACAGACCUCUGGAUUGUAGCCUUUGCUUUUGCCCUACCAGUGUUAUUCACUAGAGGAAUUAAAGGCAAGAAUGGAUUGCUAAGGUGCCAGAGGGCAAUGGAGACACCACAUGAAGAAGUAACUGUUCUACUCCUUGAGAUCAUGUUGGGGUUUGUCAUCCCACUUUCAGUCAUGCUAGUAUGUUAUCUCUGGUUGCACAAAGGGCUGAGGCAAACAGCUAAGAGUUCAAAGGGUUACAAAAAGAGACUUGUGAUCAGCAUUGUUGUGGCUUUCUUUAUUUUUUGGACUCCUGUGCACGUAAUCAAUGUGUUGGAUAUAAUGACUACCAUCACUGAAAUGUCUAAUUCAUAUUUAUAUAAUCAGCUGAAGUCCUUCCGUAGAGUGUCUGGUGAUACCAGUAAGACGCUGGCUUUGAUAAACUGUUGUUUGAAUCAUUUUCUCUAUGCUAACUCUUCAAGAAAUCUCAUGAAAUGUCAUAAUAGAAAGAAAUGAUUGAGAUGUUCCUUUCACAAUGUCUAAUCUGAGAAUGGUUUCCAUUUAAAUGUAUGCCCUACCAAAAGCUCAUUAGUUUCUUGUCCUCCUUGUGUUGAUAGAUAAAAUAUACUGGUAAUGGCAUUUGACACCUUUUGCUCUCCAUAUAGGGAUACUGUAUUUGCCUUCAUUAAUGUGUAACUUACCAAUAUUCUAAAUAAUAAAUUGUGAUACUGUAAAAUUAACCUACCAAAAACAUUAUUUUAUAAAGUAACAGUAUGUCUUAAGAUUGGUAUUGAUUUUUAACCCUCAGAGACCCAAGCACUGACAUUGAUAAUAUUCUUUUUUCAUCCUUGAAAGUGUUUUUAGAAAGCCACUGAUUAUAUAUAUUGCUUAAAACAAAUGUAGCAAUUCUGUUACACUUGGGUUUAAAAGGUUAAAUAAAGUCAAACUACAGUAUAUACUGUACGGCACUGGUUCUCAACUUUUUUACAUUUUUAGCAUUUUCAGUAAGUUGAAUUAUAAAAAUGAUAAUAAUCUACUUUAAAUAAUUUUAAGAGAUCUUGAGGCCCCCUAGUGGGUCCUGGCCCCCUGGUUGAGAACCAGUGCUGUACAGGGUCCCCACAGUCAUGGAAAACUUGGAAUUAUCAAGGAAUUUUAAAAUGAGGAUUUCCAGGCCUUUAAAAUUCAUUGAAAUUACUUAAACAAUCAAGGAAAUGUCUAUAGUGAAUAUACAGUUUUAUAGUUAUGCUCUCUCUCAAAUAUUUAAUUUGCUAGAAAUUGCUCUCUGUGAGUGCAAUCUUUAGAAUAAAAUAAAUAAUCCUUAUUCAGUCAGUCGUCAUGAAUGACUGGAAAAAAUGUGGGGGAAAAAAUCUAAGAAAUUCAAUGGUCAAAAGGUGUGGGAAACCCUCAUCUUUCAGAUGAGACGUUGAACCGAGGUCCUGACGCUCUGUUGUCAUUAAAAAUCCCAGGGCACUUCUUGUAAAGAGUAGGGGUGUAACCCUGGUGUCCUGGCUAAAUUCCCCCAUUGGCCCUUAUUCAUCAUGGCCUCCUAAUAAUCCCCAUCCAUUAAUUGGCUCUGACACUCCACUCUCUCCACCAACAGGUGGUGUGUAGUGAGCGUACUGGCACACUAUGGCUGCCGUCGCAUCAUCCAGGUGGAUGCCGCACACUGGUGCUGGUUGAGGAGAGUCCCCUGUUCACCGUGUAAAGCACUUUUGAGUGUAGUGUCAUAAAAAGCAUUAUAUAAACAUUAAUUAAUUCAUAUAAUAAAACAUAUUUUUUUAAAAUGUUAAAUGAAAUAGUUUUUCUUAAAAAAAAACAAAAUGUGUAUUUGUAAAUGCAUUUUAUAA
This is a messenger RNA of Myxocyprinus asiaticus (Chinese sucker), 2420 nucleotides long. RefSeq names its product leukotriene B4 receptor 1-like. Lineage: Eukaryota; Metazoa; Chordata; Actinopteri; Cypriniformes; Catostomidae. The record is from RefSeq and is a predicted model, not a curated record. Gene Ontology annotation, cellular component: membrane. The transcript has 2 exons. Gene Ontology annotation, molecular function: G protein-coupled receptor activity. The coding region runs from base 133 to 1089 and encodes 318 amino acids. Gene Ontology annotation, biological process: immune response; G protein-coupled receptor signaling pathway.